AUGGGAUGCUUCCGUGGUGAUUUGGAGAGAGAUAUACGAUUCUAUUGUGGAGGAAUAAAAAGGAAUGAAGAUACCAGAAAAUAUCAUAAAUUUUUAACAGAUCGGGAUAGGCUGGUUGGUGAAGAGUUAUCGCGUCGUGGUAUACUAAAAAGCGGUUUAAGUACUGCAUGGCUCGAUGAUCUUACGGAAGAAUGGGAAAAAAUCCACACUCAUUUUGUACAAAUUUUUAACCAGGAGAGCCAAAGUUCCUCCACCAGUGUUCCUGUUAUUCCUUCAUCUGAUCUUCCGACGGUCGAGGGAGUGAGAGGAUUUAAUGCUGAAGAACUUAAUGGCUUUUUGAAAAGGAGGUUAAACGGCAUUGAUAAUCACAUAAAUACCUUAACAGAUCAAGAAGUUGAUGGUGAAGCCUUUCUUGACUUAACGCCCGAUAGCCUUAAAGCUUAUGAGAUACCUCUCGGAGCUACUUCAAAAAUCGUAAACCUGAUAAACAAGAUUCAAAAUGAUCAACCCGUUGCUG
Ambispora leptoticha is the source of this 517-nucleotide messenger RNA. The record is from the annotation of a GenBank genome assembly. Lineage: Eukaryota; Fungi; Glomeromycota; Glomeromycetes; Archaeosporales; Ambisporaceae.